CUACCACGUGUGCUUGGAGCACAGCGCCACCAUCGAGCCGGAGGCCAGACCGAACCGUACCUGAGCCACUAGUGUUGUAGCCAGAGGAGAAUAGCAUGGCUUCAUGUGAACGGCUCCGCCAACCUGCACCCAGCCUGCAUUACCUGACUCCUAUCUCACUGUUACAGGCAUGGUAGUCUUUCUGGCCUGGUGACCGUAAUACUUGGAUUAAAAAAAAAAAAGAAAGCUUGUAGCCGUUUUAUUUGCAGUCCACGUCUAUCCAUUUUUCUAUCGGAUUCUACCCAGGGUAAGAGUAGGGUUGACGGUCGACUGUUAAAAAGCCCACCCACGGAUACAGAUCACUGUUGGGGGAUGCCAAUAUGGUUUGGUUUUCUGCGGAAAGCCCAUGUCGCCACCACCGAUGGGUUGAUCCACGGGGAUGGAGUCGUUAGGUAUAGCGGCACUAUGGAGUUCUACACUGGCGAUUAAAAUGGACAGUCGGCCGGGAUUACCGUCAAGCGUGAUGCCCAAAACAAACCUAGGUGUUAACACAAGAAAAUGAUUUCUUAUUUUCAUCUACGCCUACUUCUGUUUGGACAUUUUUGCCUUCAAGCGUGCGCCAUUGACUGUUUUGUCUGCUCCUCGGUGGACGGGACAAACAAGGACUGUGAAGACACGUUUACUCGUACCUUGGCCACGGCGCAAUUUAUCCAGAGGGAAUGCACGUACGGCUUCUUCAAGGCCACCCACUGUAUUAAACUAAAGGGUAAACGAGAGGACGGGAGCACCCUUAUCGUGCGUCAGUGUGGUGAGCGGGACUGGGGAAGGCACUGUGGGGACAUUCAGUACGUGGACGGAAUGGGAACAGAGCGCAUAUACGGCUGUUUAGAAACUUGUGAUAUGGACGGCUGUAACCAUGGUGUGAAAAUGGCCGCCAGUAUGAUACUACUAUUACUUUGCGUUUUGUACGGCAUUAGCGGCAUGUAUUGCUGACAGGAUUGAGUUCUGAUAUGGAUUAAGCGAGACAAAAGUGUUUCGGGAUUAGUAUGUUGCAAUUGACACGGUGUUCAACAUACCUGGUAAAAAUGAUGGAGGUAUAUUCACUCUUUCAUGACGUUGGAGAAGGUUUCCAAAAUGGGAUUGCUGUUCCCAUCCCUUGUGAUACGCCGGUCUCAUUGCUGUCGACGGCAGAGAAUGACUAUUGCACAAUUGUGCUAGUUUGUGAGGUAGAGUGUGCCGGAAAGUUUGCGUUAUUGUGACUGUUACACGAGAGCAUAUACCGCUGGACACGAGUCUGAGAAAGGAGCGCAUUCAGAGGCUAUCGAUGGCUGGGACUUCUCGGUGCCAUGGAUCUGCCGAAACUCGGUGGCCCACUCUUCCCCACCUACUUUAUAAGCUUGCCAUUUCUAACCCACAGUGGCCCCUGGUGGCGAGUUGUUGGGCGAAGCAACAGAAACAGUGACAACGACUGGCGCGGCUCUGCGACCCGUGAAAUAUCCUCUUACAUAUCCCUACCCUUGAAUAUGUUUUGACUAACUCUCUUAAGUAGCUGCGCUAGAAUCCAACUUUCCUACAACGUUUCUUCGUUCUUGCUCCAUUAAUGAGAUUUCUUAAACCUGUCUUCAUCCUCAAGCGGAGAUCUGGUGACGGUCUUGGUUAUAAUCUAUACUCUCAAACGCAUAAAGCUCAUACCAAUUCCUCUUAAGACAAAUAAUCUUUCUUCUAAAAAAAUAUCUACACAUGGAAUUACUCUUUAUGACAUGUGUAAAGCUCAUCUCUUUGAGCUCGCAUCACAUUACCACGUUACUGCAAGUCUUUAUCCCUCAAUUAAUUUCUGUGCAUCUUUUUUUAACCUUCGAAUUGUUGUUGGACUGUUGCUCUGUACUACUGCUUUGGCAUGCACAUUGAGAUCUGGGUAGUCAUUUCUCUAGCAAAAUGCUCUACUUCUCUAGCACAAUGUUCUAAUUCUCUUGCAACAUGUUCUACUUUGGAGGAUCAUUUUCGUAGCAAAAUGUUCUCAUGUCUAAUUUCGACAGUCUUAACAUAAGGCUGCAUUCUGCCAUUCUAGUGCUAAGUAACGUCUUCAAACGUGAGCCAUCGGUUUCAGUCUCUUCUAUCUGGUGAAGUUUUAACAUUAGUCUUUACCUGAAGUUUCUGGAAUUCAGGGACAUUUUUAAACCAUCAUGUCCUAACAAAGGAACGGUAAUAAUGACUUUCCAACAAUAGACACUGACUUUGUAUUUAUGUCUAAGCUAACUGUUAACAACUAGAACUUCAUGUUACUCAACAUAGAAUCAUUCCUGUUCGUUAUCUAUUCUUAUUCGAUGUUACCUAAUAUAUUCCAGAUUAUAAGGAUAUCCUUGAUUACAUAUUAAAACAUAACGAUGUGUGCUAACAUAAAUGCUAGAACGAUAUUGGAUGUCUAAAAUGACACAAGGAAAUUACUGUAUUCUUUUUUAGAGAAAUUUAAGGUGAGUUUAACUCAGUGAAUUUCAAUCUUUCGGAAUCCAGAUGUCCUUCAUUCUUUCAAGCAGCAUGUAUACCUAUGUACGUAUAUGUAACUUAUUUUCUGUAUACCAGAGUAAUCAUCCUUUGCUUCGUCUUGGAGGCUGGAUAACAACUUGCCUAUAUCGUAACUGAUAAGUGAGCCAUGAGUAUUCCGGUAUUCAGGGUCUGGCACAAGCUGCCAUAAACCGUUGAUGGAUGGCAUUUACUCCAGACACAAAUCUUUCUCAAAUUCCUACAAUUUGUCUUGAACGUGUUCUCCUUAACCCGUAAACAACCUUGCAGCCUUAAGGUCUCAUCUGGGUUCCCAUAUUUUAAAUCCAGGACAUAAAACCAAUGCUUUAGUGUCUGAUUAACAUGGUAAAACCAAGAUCUUCUUACUUUUCUGACUUCACCUUAAAUUAAUCUUCCUUCAUCCCUCUAUCAGUGUCUUUUUUCCCUAGGUUUUAGUUUUUAUAUAUAUAAUUAAUUAACCGGGGAUUAGGGGUUUCUCAGCUCCAGAAAAGAACUUUCUUCCCAUAAGAUCACUGGAAUUCCAUCCUUUAUAGCCAAAGAUCGAAACGGUUAGACAAACAAGAAUUCUUAUUUUCUGAGUCUGUCAAAGAUAAAUGAUGGCUUAGAGUGCCCAAUGAUGAAAUGUACAUGUAAAUGCAUUAACGUACUUUGCACACAGUUGUGUUUGUGUGAUGGAAAAUUUUAAUGGAAACUUUAAGAACGGCCACGUGGGCAGCUUAGUUUUCAUAUUGUUCAAGAUGUACCAAGACAAUGGUAAUGUCAAAGAUAAAAAAAAAACCUUGAGUUUCGAUAAAUCACAUGUUCUGACAAGGAACACAAUCAGGAAACAUGAAUAUUGUUUCGUGAAACUAUGCACGUCAAAAUGCUUGUCUAAAACACCCAAACCACCCUAAUCAGUCCGAUUCAAAUUCUGUGUAUUCCUUUGCCAACAUUUCAAAAACCUUUCGUUGCCACACACACACACCUUCAGGUAGUCAUUCCAGAUACACCGUACUUAUACCAGGGUCAGACCAUUGUCAAAUUAUUGUAUUUUAAGCUUGCUGGAUGGUUUUUCCACAAGAUUCAGUUAAGGGUUGCAACAUGUGUUGUGUGCUAUGUCACGUUUACCACACAUACAGGGCGCCAUACUGGACACGUGAUUGUGUCGUCGUGUAAUUAGUAGUUAUCAGCACUAUUUAACAAUCAUCGUUUAACCUUUUUUUAUUCCAUCCAUCGUGCCUUUGAGUUAUUUUGGUGUUAGACAAAACAUGCCUCUUGUGAAAAGUUAUUGGUUGUGUUUCAGAGCUUUAUGUACACUGAUUAUUGUUUAUAUACAUCCGUGUACAGUGACUUUGUUGAAACUGAAUGUGUAGCUGUGACACGGGCCCUCUGAGGAAUAAAGUUGUGAUCCAUUGCUUGUUGUUUGACAGGCACUCAGAUA
Molecule: messenger RNA, 3919 nt
Organism: Liolophura sinensis
Lineage: Eukaryota; Metazoa; Mollusca; Polyplacophora; Chitonida; Chitonidae
Exons: 3
Coding region: 538-972 (144 amino acids)
Biological process (GO): positive regulation of voltage-gated potassium channel activity; sleep; regulation of synaptic transmission, cholinergic
Source: RefSeq, a predicted model, not a curated record